Molecule: messenger RNA, 1665 nt
Organism: Chironomus riparius
Lineage: Eukaryota; Metazoa; Arthropoda; Insecta; Diptera; Chironomidae
Source: the annotation of a GenBank genome assembly
AUGAUGAAGAUUUUAUUGUCUUAUGGAUGUAAUGCAAACUCAUCAGACACUCAAGGCAAAACUCCAUUCUCAAUAUUGGUUAAUAAACUUCAGAAUUUGAAGAAUGGAAAUGAAAUAUUAAAAUAUUUUAGAGAUCAUGCAAGUGAUCAACGAAGAAAGUCCAAAUUAACUAAAGUUGUUACUGCAUUUGAAGAUGAAGAAAUUUUUGAUGUUUCGUUCCUAAAUUUGAAGGAUUUACUUCGAAAUGGUGACAUUAAUAAAUUUGAAGAUGAAUUUCCACAACUGAAAGGAAGCUAUCAAGCUUACAAGACCAAUUGUGAGGAUUUUCUAGAAUUUGCUAUUGAAUCGAGGCUCAUCAACGUCAUUGAUCUAAUAGUAAAUAGUGCAUCAUCAAAAAAUAUCAAUGAUCUAAGGCUGGAAGAAAAUAAUUCAAAAAUUCUACUUCUAUUUUGGGCCUACAAGGAAGCUGAUUUGGAAGUUUUCAGCAUUUUUUUAUUAAAUCCACACAUUAGCUUACAUUUUGGAUCAUCAACAUUACUUCAUUAUUUUUUUGAAAAAUUCAAAAUUUACAGCAGUAAAGAUUCUAAGGAAUCAGACGAAUAUCAAUGGACAAGUGAAAUGACGUCCAAUGAGAAGAAGUGCUUUGAUCUUAUACUUAAAAAUACAAGAUGUGAUCGUGAUUAUUUGAAUAAACUCGAUGAAGAUGGAUAUCCUGCAAUUUAUUAUUCAGUAAAAUACGGAGUUGAUUAUAUGACAAGGAGGUUAUUGGAAGAGGGAGCUUAUAUUGGAUCAGUGAUUACGAAUAUCCGCAGAAGCUUGUUAAGUGACUUUCUUGAUAGUUGCAUCACAUCAAAUUCAAAAUUCCAGGAUGACAAAGAUUUCAAACUGACCGUGGAUUAUAAAUUUUUAGAGCCAUCGUCAAUUAACAACAAGUAUGGAAUGAAUCAGAUCGCAAUUAACAUUCCCAAUUCGUCAGUCGAAAAGCUUCAUCCUUUUUCCGUAAAGGAGCACCAUGAUAAUUAUGAUUGUGAAAUGAUAUCACUUCGAAAAUUGGUUGGAAAUGCAAACUUACAGCGACUUAUCAUGCAUCCUGUACUUGCGUCGUUUGUUUUUCUUAAAUGGAGCAAGAUCAGAUUCCUGAUACAUUUGAAUUUGAUAUUUACACUUUUGUACAUAUUUUCGUUCAUUCCAUUUGUACUGAUCAAUGAACAUCGAACCACAUCAAACAACAAUUGCUCGAACUUGAUUUAUAAACCACUUUAUGUUGCCUCAUUCUUAAGUAUAACAGUGCUUAUUUUACGAGAAUUAUCUCAACUGAUAUUAUCACCCAAAAGAUAUAUCUUAUCGCGAUCCAAUUGGAUAGACAUAGCUCUUAUAUUAGUAUCAUUAGCAAUUUUGCUUGACUUUUGGUCUCGAAAUCACCAUUUGAGAAUGCUUCAGACGAUCAUUAUUUUACUUGCAAUGUGGGAGUAUUUCAAUCUUCUUGGAUACCUGCCUCUUCUGUCUGUGUCGCUGCAUACAAAGAUCUUCAGAAAAGUCUUUACAACGUUCUUCAAAUCACUAGCAUUUUAUUCAGUUAUGAUUAUUGGAUUUGCACUAGCGUUUUACACACUACAAGGUGAUAAAUUUGUAAGAGACUCUAACAACAGUUUCAUUAAUUCAUAA